AUGUUGGCCCCUAGCGUCGUAGCCGUUAGUGGUCUUCUUUUGACUUUGGUUGCUGCAGCACCCAUCUCAGGUGUCGUAGGUCUUGAAAAUCCACAGCCUCUCGCAGAGAGAGCAGUAUUGAAGUUUUCGAAAACCCCAAAGAAAAAAUCGAAAGAACCAGAUAAUGAUGAUUACGGAAAUUCUUGGGGCGCAGGAGGCUACCCUCGACCCCUUCCACCACCACCAAGCGCUCCUCCCGGACCCCUUCCAAACGACAGGUCCUUCCGAGGCCUUAAGCAGCGAUCAGUUGAGCCUCUCGCAGAGAGAACAGUAUUGAAAUUUUCGAAAACCCCAAAGAAAAAAUCGAAAGAACCAGAUAAUGAUGAUUACGGAAAUUCUUGGGGCGCAGGAGGCUACCCAGGACCCCUUCCAAACGACAGGUCCUUCCGAGGCCUUAAGCAGCGAUCAGUUGAGCCUCUCGCAGAGAGAACAGUAUUGAAGUUUUCGAAAACCCCAAAGAAAAAAUCGAAAGAACCAGAUAAUGAUGAUUACGGAAAUUCUUGGGGCGCAGGAGGCUACCCUCGACCCCUUCCACCACCACCAAGUGCUCCUCCCGGACCCCUUCCAAACGACAGAUCCUUCCGUGGCCUCAAGCGCUCAGUUGAGACUUCCCCUAAGGACGCUGGCGACGUAGAACCCCUUGAGAAGAGAAACGGUCUCUUGCACGGCGUCCUUGCAGCAGGGCUCAAUAAACUCGGUAGGCUCCCGCCUCCACGGCGUCCGCGCUUACCCUCCUGGAUGAAGAAGCUAAACCCCAAGAAAAAGACUAGUGCAAAGGCCAAGAGAGACACCCUCUUCCCGGAAUCCCUUGAAAAACGCCAAAACAUUUUUGCAAAUCUCAGGAAUGCUUACAAGAACUGGCGAGCAAGAAAGCAGUCACCUCCCGGAACCGCCCAACCUCCACGAUGGGUCGACUUCGCCGGCGGUGACCGUGUCCGUCGUCCAGGAGGAUUCUAG
Molecule: messenger RNA, 996 nt
Organism: Hymenoscyphus albidus
Lineage: Eukaryota; Fungi; Ascomycota; Leotiomycetes; Helotiales; Helotiaceae
Source: the annotation of a GenBank genome assembly